Molecule: messenger RNA, 2732 nt
Organism: Carcharodon carcharias (great white shark)
Lineage: Eukaryota; Metazoa; Chordata; Chondrichthyes; Lamniformes; Lamnidae
Product: paired immunoglobulin-like type 2 receptor beta
Exons: 8
Coding region: 117-989 (290 amino acids)
Biological process (GO): regulation of osteoclast development; regulation of actin cytoskeleton organization; regulation of bone resorption
Cellular component (GO): plasma membrane
Source: RefSeq, a predicted model, not a curated record
CUCCUCCAGGCUCACAGAGUGAGGUGUGGCUCCCCAAUGGACUCUGCUCUCUCUCUGAUCGUUCUGUGCCUCUCCGCCGCCUCUCCCAGACGCACAGAGUGAGUUGAGGAGCUGCAAUGGACUCUGCUCUCUGCCUGAUCCUUCUCUACCUCUCCGUCGUGAUGAUAAGUGGAAAUGGUUUCACUGUGUCCCAGCCUGAGCGCCUAGAGGGGUUGAUAGGGAAAUCGAUCAAUAUCCCCUGUUCAUUCACUUACCCAGAAACACAUAAACCCAGAAAGAUUAACAUUUGCUGGAGAAGAAAUGAAUUUCACGGAGAGUUUAUAUUCAACCUCUCACGGAGAUACACUCACCCUCAUUACUUCGGCCAGAUUGAUUUCCUGGGAAGUCCAUAUCAGGAAAACACUGGAACCAUCCGGAUAAACCACCUGAAACAGCAUGACCAGAACAGGUAUUUCUGUCGUGUGGAGAUAACAGGAAAUUAUAACGAGCAGUGGCAAAGCAUCACUGGAACAUUCCUCACUGUACGAGACCUUACCCUUGUCCGCACCAGCACUGCCAAAAUGAUUGAAACCACGGUCAGAGACACUCAUGGACAACAAGUUGGUAAAGGUAAAAAAGCAUCCUCCCGGGACCUUGUUUUGAUUGGGUGCAGUGUAGGGGUCCUACUGCUCAUCGCCCUGGGCCUGGUAGCUGCCAUUUGCAUCUGGAGAAAGAAACGCAAGCAGCAGAGAGGGAACAUCGGGCAAGUGGACAAGGAGGACAUUCUGGCCCUGAAUGACAAUCCAGCCAAGAAAAGGGAUCAACGCCAGACAGAUCCUCCCAAUCAACCCCCACCUGCUAAUGUCCCUGUCGGCGAGGGCGACGAAUCAGGAGGAAUUGUCUACGCAUCCUUACAACUGAAAGGAAACCCAACAGCGAGAAGGGAAGUCACACCGCAAGACAACAAUAUGUUAUAUGCAACCGUGAGGUUUCAGGCUGAGACUCAGUAACCUCCCUCCUUGCAUCUGUUGUCCGAAACCCGUGAAUCAAGAAGGAAAAAUCCGAAAUAUGGCCACACCCACUGUACACUCCAUCUUGUUCUGUUGACUUGCCUUUGACAAUUCGUGCCCCCUUACAGCACCCCAUCGCCCCCCCACAACCCCCACCCCAGCACCAAUCCCGGGCCAGAAAAUAUGAGGUUAAGCCGAUGUCAACUUCGAACAGGAACAAGAUGCUACCUUAGCCCUCCGUCCCUCACCCACAACCCCGCACACCACCCCAACCCCCCCUCCACCCGCCAACCCCUGCCUACCCCGCCAUCUUCAUUUAAGAAGGAGAUGGCGGCGCCAAUAACCGGGUCGACUGAGCGGCUGGUUUCGAAUCACCAGCAUGGGGGGGAGGGGCAGGUGCCCGGGAGAGGAGGGAGUUGAUUGUGAAGGUCCCUGCGGUUAACUAGACUGAUGUGGCUCACUGCCUCACCGUGAGCAAUGGCUGGCACCCAAAGUCAUAACGAUUUGAUGUUGGCCAGUCAGUGGUGACUCUCCCGCUGGUUGGUGAGUCCGAUUAUCCAUCUGCAGGUGACAAAGAAAAGUUUGCUUGUUGGGCUUAUUAAUUAAAAAGAAUUGCUGUAGAGAGACACAAGUUUCCAAAGCUUUGCAUCUAACAUUAAUUUAAAAGGGAGAUGAGUGAUAAUAUUACUGAGCUGGCUAUUCAAAGGCCCAGGCUAAAUCUCUGGAGACAUGGGUUCAAAUCCCACCAUGGCACCAGGUCAAGUUUGAAUUCGGUGAAUAAAAUGUGGGAUGCAAAGCUGGUCUUAGUGAUGGUGAUCAUGAAACUGUCAAUGGUUGUGUCUUUAAAUGCCGUCUUGUUCACCAAUGUCCUUCAGGGAGUGAAAAUGACCAUCCUUAACCCGGCUUGGCCUACCUGUGAUGCCAGACCCACAGCAAAGUGGCUGACUCUUAACUGCCCUCUGAAAUGGCUGCGCAAAGCCAUUCAGGUCAAGGGCAAUUAGGGACGAGCAACAAAUGCUGGCCUUGCUACAUCCCGUGAAAGAAUUUUUUUUCAAAAGAUCCAUCAGGACAAACCCAAGAAUACCAAAUUUCAAGGGAUGGCCACAAUUUAUAGCACAGGAGGAAAGACUGCUGAUUGGGUGGCAAGUUGACUCUGAUUGGCUCAGGUGUUACCAUGGAGAAAGCAACAGAAUGCCAACUUUCAAGGGAUGGCCACAAUUUAUAGCACAGGAGGAAAGACUGCUGAUUGGGUGGCAAGUUGACUCUGAUUGGCUCCCAAAUCUCCCCAAACUAUAGGCAUGCCCCUCUUUUCAGCACUAUUCAAGUUCUAUACUACCUUAGCAAAUGUGAAUUAAAAAAAAGGACUGAGUUGCAUCUGUAUAGGGACUUUCGCAACCACGAAGCAGCCCAACAUGCUUUCCAGCCAAUGAAGUGUAGUCACUGUUGUAAAGUAUGAAACGCAGCAGCCAAUUUGUACACAGCAAGAUCUCACAAGCAGCAAAGUGAUAAAUAAUUGGAUAACCUGUUGGUUGAAGGGAUGCAUUUUGGCCCAGGACACUGGGGAGAAACCCCCUUGCUCUUUUUUUGAAUUAGUGACCGUUGGAUCUCUCACAUACAGCAGACAGGAACUGGCCAGAUCCUAAAUACCAACACCCAGUAUAAAUAAAUGCUGACCCGCUCCCCGUGUAUGAAUAUGUUUUUUUUAAAAACGCCACCGGACUAGUAAUCCAAAGGCCCGCCUCU